AUUAGAACAAACCCCACUCAGCACUGGGCAGUGGUAACAACUUGUUCAUCAAAAAGAGUAGUCUCCAUUAUCUGACGAAUCAAACUAACAAACGCGGCAUUUACAUCAGCAUUCGAUUUUUUUUCAUCGUUUUUAUGAACAGUUUGUUUAAUUGCUUUAGGAUCUGUUAAAAUCAUUAUUUUUGAAGUUUCUAUGACGAAUUGUUGAUUGAGUUUAAGAAUGGGGAAAGCUGGUAGAGAUUGGGGACAGAUCUAUUCAAUUUACGGUGUUGAUGAUUGGCAAACACCGAUGUUUCUGCUAAUUCAUGCUAUUUUCUUCUCUGUACUGUCUGUGAUUUUUCUAGUUUAUUUUGAACCUAUCUGCUAUUUCUUCCACCAUUUCUUACCUGGCCCAAGUUCGGCUCGUUUCGCCGCUGGAUUCACCGGUUCCGUCACAGCACUCUCUGCGGUUUGCCUUUUCUACGCCGCCGGCAACAUUUUUUACUCCUCCGUUUCGCUUCACUGGGAAAUGGCACAGAGGAUGGUGAACGCCGUCGGUGAUUGGUCUUCCGUUAAGCAUGCGCUUGACCUUGGCUGUGGCAGAGGGAUCCUCCUCAACGCCGUCGCUCUACAGCUGAAGAAAUCCGGGUCAUCCGGUCGGGUCGUCGGGUUACAUCCAACACCGAAUUGUUCUCUGUCUACUCUACGAACUGCAGGGAUUGAAGGUGUUCAGGAGUAUGUAACGUGCCGGUCUGGUGACCCGAGGAAACUUCCGUUCAGUGAUAACUACUUCGACGUGGUGGCGUCGGCGGCGUUUGUGCACACGGUGGGGAAGGAGUUUGGGCAGAAAACAGCGGUAGCGGCGGCGGAGAGGAUGAGGGUGUUGGGUGAGGUGGUGAGGGUGCUGAAACCCGGCGGCGUUGGGGUGGUGUGGGAUCUGAUGCACGCGCCGGAGUACGUGAAGAGACUGCAAGAAUUGAAGAUGGAAGAUAUUCGGGUUUCGGAGCGGGUCACGGCGUUUAUGGUAAACAGCCACGUCAUCGUAUUCAACAAGCCAUGUCAGCAUAUUGUGGGACCCAAUGAAGUUAGAUUGGAUUGGAGACUCAACAAUCUUUGUUGAUAAAAUUGCAAAAUAUAUUAUAUAAAGAUAUGAAUAUGAAAGUUAUAAUAGCAAAAGUUAUGGGUACUAUUUUCUAGAUUUUAAAUUUUGUAGGGGCCUAUAUGACAAUCUGGAGAAGCAAAGUGGACCCAGAUGCAAUAAAUGAUAAUAGUACUAGAUUAGUUCAAAUUUGGAAAAUUAAGAAAAUGACAGUGUAAUUUUCCCCGUUUUGAUGAGGGAAUUUAAAUUUUAUGAUGAUUGAUAUAUGAUAAUCUAUCCUAAUUUAUACAUAA
This is a messenger RNA of Solanum pennellii, 1370 nucleotides long. RefSeq lists its product as uncharacterized. The coding region runs from base 220 to 1098 and encodes 292 amino acids. The transcript has 2 exons. Lineage: Eukaryota; Viridiplantae; Streptophyta; Magnoliopsida; Solanales; Solanaceae. Gene Ontology annotation, molecular function: S-adenosylmethionine-dependent methyltransferase activity. The record is from RefSeq and is a predicted model, not a curated record.